Messenger RNA from Blepharisma stoltei, 1418 nucleotides. The record is from the annotation of a GenBank genome assembly. Lineage: Eukaryota; Ciliophora; Heterotrichea; Heterotrichida; Blepharismidae.
AUGGUGAAUCUAUUGAUUCUUCUUUCUCUCACAUUUUUAUCUUACGCUUACAACCAAACUCUCUUUAUUUUCAACCAAACUCUUGACCACUUUCAUGUCCCAUAUCAAGAUGCUGGCACUUUUCCUCAGCGAUACUGAAUCGUAGACAACUACUUUAAUCCUUCAUAUGGCCUUGUAUUUCUAUAUCUCUGUGGUGAAUAUGAAUGCCCAGGGGUUGACCCUACAAGACUUUUCCCCCUCCAAGUGGCCAAAGAUAAUAAAGCUCGGUUUGUAGUCCUUGAACACCGUUAUUAUGGAGAAUCAUUACCUUAUAACUACUCUGGGAUGCUGCCUCAGCUGCUUACCUAUUUAAACGCUGAACAAGCUUUAGCAGACAUUGCUCAAUUUAUUCGGUUCCUUAAUGGAGAAAUGGCUCUCACAAACCCAGGAGUUUCUUUUAAGUGGGUAGUAGUCGGUGGAAGCUAUGCAGGAGGUCUAAGUGGCUGGGUCAAAACUCGCUACCCAGACCUCGUCGCUGUCUCAUGGGCUAGUUCAGCUGUGGUUAGGCCCAUUCUAAACUUCACAGACUUCGACAAGCAAGUAUAUCUCUCAGCCUUAAAAAGUGGCCAAUCCUGUGUAAAUGCGAUACGUGCUGUAAAUUCUUUAGUAGAAACCCAAUAUUUAGCGAAUAAUCUUGGCCCAGUCACUGACAUAUUUAAUGCGACUGCAGCUUUUCAAGGGACCCCUGACAAGAGACCAGUGCUGUUUUAUAUCACUGAUAUAAUGGCUGAGCUGAUACAGUAUGGGCAUAGGACUGAGCUAUGUGACGCUUUGAUUGCAGUUGACAAUGCGUGGGACAUGCUAAAAGAAGUAGCUAUUUUAGGAGACGAGUAUGGGAUGGCUGAUCCAACAGGAUAUGCUGUGAAUUCUCUAGGGUCAUUUGUGUGGACUCCAAGUACUGCAGGAAGACAGUGGUGGUGGCAGCAAUGCACACAGUUUGGCUGGAUGCAGACGCCCUCUGAGUAUCAAAUGAGGUCAAAAUACUCGAUUUUAAGCCAAUUUAUAAUAUAAAUAGCUAUUUUCUAAUAUAAAAUAAUUCAUUUAUAAAAGAAUACUUAAAUUUGACAUUUUGGGAUUGGUAUUGUAACGCUAUUUAUAAUUACCCAGGAGGUCUCCCAUUACCUGACGUAGAUAUUGCAGGCUAUGAUCUAAAUUAUCUAGGCACCAAUAUACUUUAUACAAAUGGAGACGAAGACCCUUGGCAGUGGGCUGGAAUCAACGUAACCAGCACUGAUGCAAGGCCUGUUUUGCUCAUUAAAUGUGAAAACUGUGGACACUGCGUUGAACUCUAUACACCUGCUCCAACUGAUCCUAUUGAGCUGACAAGGGCUAGAAUCAAUAUAAGGUCAUUAAUUUCAAAACUCCUGAGAAAUAAUUAA